AUGGGUCGUCGGCUCAUCCGUGGUCUCUCUGGAGCCGCAGUCUUCCUUGUCAGCGUGGCUCUCCUCUCCGUGCGGCACCGUGGGGCUCCAGAAACAGCUCAGUACCCAGGGCUCAGGGAGGGGAUGUCGGAGAAGCUAGGGCGACGGAGCAAAGUGAGCCCAGAGGAUGCCACGGUAGGCAAUGGCAGGAACCAGAAGGACCUGCAAGUCCAUCCUCCGGAGGGAUACAGGACUGAGGGAAGCCUGACCCUUGGGGACAUCUUCAUAGCUGUGAAGACAACCAAGAGAUUUCACCAGAGCAGGAUGGAGCUGCUUCUGGACACGUGGAUAUCCCGAGCAAGAGAGCAGACCUACAUCUUCACUGACGAUGAAGAUGAUGCCCUGAAGAGGAGAAUGGGCGACCACGCGAUCUUCACCAACUGCUCUGCCGAGCACAGCCACCUGGCCCUCUCCUGCAAGAUGGCCGCCGAGUUCGAUGCCUUCCUGGCCAGCGGCCGGAGCUGGUUCUGCCAUUUGGAUGAUGACAACUACCUGAACCUUCGGGCCCUCCUGAAGCUCUUGUCCUCCUACUCCGCAACAUGGGACGUUUACCUGGGGAAACCCAGCCUGAACCGACCCAUCCGGGCCUCUGAAACGCUGCCAAACAACCAGACGAAAUCUGUGCACUUCUGGUUUGCCACAGGAGGGGCUGGGUUCUGCAUCAGCCGCAAGCUGGCAAGCAAGAUGGUGCCGUGGGCCAGUGGCAGGAACUUCCUGAGCACUUCAGAGCUCAUCCGCCUGCCGGAUGACUGCACCGUGGGUUACAUCAUUGAGUGCAAAGUCGGCGGGCAGCUGCUGCCCAAUGCGCUCUUCCAUUCCCACCUGGAGAACCUGCAGCUCAUCUCCCCCUCUCGGCUCACACAGCAGGUCACCCUCAGCUACGGUGUCUUUGAGAACAAGCUCAAUGUUAUUGAACUCAGCGGCCCCUUCUCACACCAAGAGGAUCCCUCAAGGUUUCGAUCACUCCACUGCCAUCUCUAUCCGGACACCUCCUGGUGCCUGCAGGCUGUUGGCUGGUGAUGCCCGAGC
This is a messenger RNA of Balearica regulorum gibbericeps (East African grey crowned-crane), 1068 nucleotides long. RefSeq names its product MFNG O-fucosylpeptide 3-beta-N-acetylglucosaminyltransferase (gene MFNG). The record is from RefSeq and is a predicted model, not a curated record. Gene Ontology annotation, biological process: pattern specification process. Lineage: Eukaryota; Metazoa; Chordata; Aves; Gruiformes; Gruidae. Gene Ontology annotation, molecular function: O-fucosylpeptide 3-beta-N-acetylglucosaminyltransferase activity. Gene Ontology annotation, cellular component: Golgi membrane.